AUGGACUCCUUGCGCGCGACGCUCUCCGGCGUCGCCGGGAACGGCGACGGCAGGGUGUUCGCGUACAGCGCGUCGUGGUUAAACUACGAGCAGUACAAAACGAUCGAGGAGGAAGCGCUACGGAACAUCUCGAGCACGAUGGCGGUCAUGGUGGCCAUCAUCGCGUUUCUUCUCGUGAACCCCAAAGCCGUGCUCGUCGUGUGCCUGUGCCUGUGCCUCAUCAUCAUCAACAUCAUCGGGUACAUGUACUUUUGGGAUUUAAAUUUCGACUCCGUGACGAUCAUCAUGUUGAUCAUCGCGCUCGGGUUGAGCGUCGACUACGCCGCGCACAUCGGACGCGCGUACUUGGAGACGAGAGGCUCCCCGGAUGAACGACUGAAGGCGUGCUUGAACAACAUGGGCGCCGCCGUCUUCAACGGCGCCUUCUCCACGUUUCUCGCCGUCGCCGUGCUCGGCGGGUCGCAGUCGUACGUGUUCAUCACGUUCUUCCGGCAGCUCUUCUUGUGCAUCACGCUGGGUUUGUCCCACGGGUUGAUCCUCCUUCCCGUGUUGAUGUCUCUGGUGAACCCGAAGCCGUACGCGCAACACACGGCGGCGUAUUGA
Micromonas pusilla CCMP1545 is the source of this 603-nucleotide messenger RNA. RefSeq names its product resistance-nodulation-cell division superfamily. The record is from RefSeq and is a predicted model, not a curated record. The transcript has a single exon. NCBI's taxonomy places the organism in Eukaryota, Viridiplantae, Chlorophyta, Mamiellophyceae, Mamiellales, Mamiellaceae. The coding region runs from base 1 to 603 and encodes 200 amino acids. Gene Ontology annotation, cellular component: membrane.